AUGGUUGGCCCAACGACCGAGCCAACAGAAUACCCACAUCCUAACAACCCGAUGAUUAGUUUCGUAGAUUUACCCGGGAUCGGUACGCCGAACUAUCCUGAUCUUCCUACCUACUGUGAGAAAGUUUGCUUCGAACGUUACGAUACCUUCCUUAUUUUCACUGCAAAUCGUUUUAGACAAAGUGACUUAGAACUGGCAAAAAAAAGUGAAAUCCAUUGGCAAGUCGUUCUUUUUUAUUCGCACAAACAUCGAUGUCGACUGCGCGUCUAAAGAUGGAAAAGCAAUUAAAGAAGCAGACAUUUUGGAAAAGAUUAGAGAAAAUUGCAUUCAAGACGUGAAAGAUUUAAUAUCCAGUGAGAAAGAAAUUUUCCUGAUUAGCAACUACCAUAAAGACAAAUGGGACUUCGACCGUCUAAUUGCAGGCAUCAGCAACGCCUUGCCCGUUCUUCAAAGAAAGUGUUUAACACUAUCCUUAUCAAAUUUAACGCGUGAAUGUUUGAAGAGAAAGGCGAAGUUUUUCAAGGGUAAGGACUGUUUUAAUUUUAUAUACAUGUCCAACUAUACGCAUCUUGUGCAAGGGACAAAUAGAAAAGUCAAAUUGACAUUUUAUUUGUUUAUUGGACGAAUGGCUAUUCAAUACCUGGGGAGAGUUUCUUGAAAGUCCUUAAUAUUCUCUUAUAUUAUACUACUAAUAAUUGAGAAUAGUAUAACUUAAUACCUUGAUUAUUUCUAUUUAACAAAUCUAGCUCAAGCUGGUGCCGUGGCAGCCAUUUCAGCAGCGACUGGUGCAAUUCUAAUUCCUGGAGUCGGAGGUGCUAUUGUGGUUGCACUUAUUGGAGGUACAAUCGCAGUGUAUUACCGACAAUUUGGCUUCAACAACACAACACCUGAAGAACUGGACGUGUUGGAUAAAAAAUAUAGGGAGAUUAUUGAAACAUAUCAGUUCACCGCAGGAAGCAUAUCGUUUGCUUUCACAUUGCGUUACCUUUUGCGUUCUAUAAAUGAACUGGAAGAAGUUGCCAUGACUGUCUGGGAUAACGCAGCGAAACGAUCAGUUAGAGACGGCACAGAUAAUUCACAACCACAAAGAUAUGAUGAAUAA
Molecule: messenger RNA, 1102 nt
Organism: Paramuricea clavata
Lineage: Eukaryota; Metazoa; Cnidaria; Anthozoa; Malacalcyonacea; Plexauridae
Source: the annotation of a GenBank genome assembly